UCCUUUUUUCCAGAAAGAUUCAAAACAGCGUCAAGUGUGAUACGUGCUGACACGACGUGAGUCUCCUGAUAUCUCACAGUUACACAGCUAGAUGCAAAAUUUAGAACCAGUUAGCCAUGAGUUUUCAAGGUUAAACAGAUAGUAACUUACUUUUAAUUAUAAAGUCUAUUAAUACAUUCUGAAAGACAAGAUAUUAGGUAACUUAUUCACUUAUUUAUUUUGGAAAAAAAUGACAUGCAUGCCUAUGCUAAAAACUGUAUAACUAAUAAAACUUUGACGAAUAUUCAUCCAUUCAUUUAUUUAUUCAUUCAUUCAUUUAAAACUAAUUGUUUCCGUUUAUACAUAUAUACGUAUUGCAUUUUUCAUUUUUGUUGGCCUUAAUAUUUCAUGUUACGUGUGAAGUAUAAAUAAAAAGUGUAUAUCAUACGUCUAAUGGAAAUUCCAAUUUAUGUUUAUUUAUCAGUCCGUUUUCUUACUUUUUAGCACGAAGCAUAAGGUAAUAUAUUUAUAAUUCAAACAGCAUGACACUGGGUAUUUUAGUUGCAAUACAAAUUAAGUUAGCAACUUAAAAACUAACAAGUGCACAUAUAUCAGUAUAUAAAGCUGGACUGCAUAACUGAAGUAUUUAAUGGUAUUUAGAUUUGUUUUAUCACAUUCUAGUUUUGUCAGUGGUGUAUGUAGCCGUAUGACGGAGAUAUACAUUAAUGAAGAUCUUUAUUCCUUACAAUACUUAUGUAUGUAUAUACAUUGCACAAAAGCGUUUUUGCCGGAGUACUAAAAUUUUAAAAAUGUUUAAUAAGCAGAAAGCAAAACAAACCACACCGGUUAUGGAUAAAAUCCUCCAACAACAGAUAGGUGUAACCAUUUAUUCUUAUAUAUUUUAGAAAGGAUUGGAAACUUGUGGUAAUAGUCGUGAAUUACCAUCAACAAAAGAAGUAGUUCUUGUGACAAACGAAAACAAACAUGUGCAAUCGACGUCAACGUGCUAAUUUUAAAAACAUGUUUUAUCUCAUUAAACAACUCUCUCCACGAUCUCUUUUUGUUUUAUCCGUACUUUUUCGUAUGGUUUCAAUAUCUGUCUCUGGUCAACCUCUUCAACUGACGGCGGAAAGCUUCCCGUGUGGCCCCGUUAGUUUAAAUGUGAUAUGUGAACGGUGGGGCUACGACACAUGUAUCUCUGACAACGACGAGUUUUACUGUCUUCCCUGUUCCCAUGAAUACCUAACAACUUUAUGUGGUACGCAUGAAGAAAUACAAGGUUGUAACCUCUAUUGUACGCAGAUUGCAGUGAAUAAAGAAAUGGAAAAGCUAAAGUCAAACUUUUCAGAACAACAGAAUAAACUCCAAGCACAUCUUGAUAUAUAUAUGAAAGAGAUAUAUUUUCAAAAGAAAAAGACAAAGUCACUGGAAGAAUCUCUGGAAAAUAAAGAUAUAGCUUUACAAACAUUAGCGGGAAUUCUUGCCCUUGUAGUGUUACUAGUUGUCAUUUGUAUAACAAGUUGGUGUAUCCGCCGUAAAUGUGAUACAAACAGAUACGACUGUGAAAACGCCGAAAUUACGGCGUCGACCCCACUUACCAGAGAAGGAAGUCAUAAUAACUUGAUGAGGGUGCCAGAAGGCACACAGCUGAAAGAACUUAAUGCGCCCUCUGGCAACAUAGAGAGGUUGGCAUUCAAUGACAAUGAAGAGGGGGAAAACAAUAGAUCAGACUCAGAACAAAGCAGUUAUAUACCUGGUAAAGAAUGUCCUGCAAAUACAGUGCCUCGUGUGCCUGUUACAAACCAGGACGGAUGCAAUAAAAUGGCAAUCUCUAAAAACAAAAACGAUCACAACCACAAUCUAUUCAUGGAACUGCAGUCCCCUAUAAAUUCAGAAAGGGCUCCGUAAAAGUACACGUGUCUUCGCACUUUAGCAAAUAUCUUUGAUGACACUUUAAAACAAAAAGAUAUUUAAGACAUAUUUAUCUUUUAAAAAGAAAAUGGCAAUUAUUUAUGGUUAAAAAUUUCUUUAGCCAUGUAUAAAAAAUGUGAAACAUUUGAAACAACCAUGGACUAGUCAAAUCAGGAUUAGCAUAAUGUUAAUAAGAAUAAUGAAAUAAAAAAAAUAAUAACAAUAACUAAAUAAUCAAUUUAAUAUUUUCACAUUUUGUAUUAUUAAUUCUUCUAGUAUUAUUAGCAUCAUUGUUGUUAUUCUCAUGUAUGUUGUUGUUAUUAUCGUUUUAUAUGUAUUAUUAAUUAAUAUCAUUAUUGUACUUGUUUUAUUUUCUCCUUUGAUUUGAAAUUCUGCUCAACACACAUUCCUGUUUUUAUUCAAUUUUAUUUAAAUAUUAGCAUGUAGUAAAGAUUAAAAAAUAUUUGUUUCCUUAUACCCGUCUCAUUGGUUAACACUACCAACAUCAAAACAAUACAUGGAUAACUACUUAACAUGCAAAUGAAGACGAACAAUUGUGACAAAUUAAAAUAUCUUAAAUUUUGACAAGCUAAAUAAUAAACAAUAACGUAACAUUGAGUUGAGAACCAUUGCAUGAUUUAAAACAUUUAAGGGGGUAAAUUGAAGUUAACUGGAAAUAUGUACAACAUAACAUAUUAUCCAGUAUAUCAGUCACGAACACAACUGAUAAUAAUGGCAUCUUUUCAACAUUAUGAAAAAAAGGAAAUUUUUCAAGAGAUAAUGAAUUGUUUCCGGUUUUUCCGUUGACAGUUAAUGCGCAUUUUGAAAGAAAGAAAUUACUUCCGUAUACAAGUCAUAAGUACAUUAUAAUAGUAAGCGACACUUACGGUACCAGUAUCAGUAAACUUUAAUAAAAUUAAUAAUAAUAGAUACGUUUUGUAUUUACAAUAAAUGUUUUUUGGUGAAGCCCUAAUACGUAUUAUUAUUAUUUGUUUUAAAAAAUGGAAAGCCAUAGGCCGCCCCGAACACGACAAAACUGAACAUAUUGCAAGAUUGGUUUGACUGAGCCUGUAAAUGGACGAUAGUGGAAAUGCAUGAUACCGCCGGCGCCCUUUAGACUCGGGUUGAGCGGAAUUCAACAAUUAUACAUAUUAUAAUUUAGGGACAUCCGAAGAUGUGCUCAUACGGCUGAGUAUAUGCUAUUGGGGAGCCAAUUUCAGCACUUUAUUACGAAUUGAAAUUACCUUAGCUUUAGUACAGCAUGCCAGCUUUUAAUCUAUGAAAAAAUAUUUGAGCUCUGGAUAAACAGAAAUCCCACAGGGGUCCGUAACGGACCAAGGGUACAUUGAUAAUUUUGGAACUUCAUCAAAUCGCUCAAAAUGUCAUUUUUGAUGUUGUCUGAGAGUGUCAGUAUAUGCCUCAGAUGUAAGAUAUAACCGUAUUUGAGAGCUGCAGACCUAGACAUUUCAGAAAUGUUUUCAAAAUAAGUUUCGUGUAAUAAAUGUUGUUUCUACGGAAGCGUGAAAGGGCCACCAGACGCUAAUACGUUUUAGUACGUUAAGGCUGCGGAAAGGAUAUAAUAUAAAAUCUGGAAAGUAGAACCUGCCCAUAAUCUCUUAACAUAUGGACACCCUCUGUGGUAAGGGCGUUUUCCUAAUCUCUGGAAAGUGAACAGAAUAUUAGACUUCUUAGCAACUCACAUAAAGAUUUGAAAAUCAGGACACCCUAAUUUAAACUUCCUUUUCUGUUGUCAAGAUUUUUAUGACAGUUUACUAUGAAUCACCCUCCCAUUCAACUUUGGAUUUGGAAGGUUUUCAGUAACUGCAACUCUGUUUAGAAUUUUCUUAAAAUUAUAUCCUUAAGUAAAAACAAAAUUUAAUGAAACUAUU
Mercenaria mercenaria is the source of this 3779-nucleotide messenger RNA. RefSeq lists its product as uncharacterized. The record is from RefSeq and is a predicted model, not a curated record. The transcript has 4 exons. NCBI's taxonomy places the organism in Eukaryota, Metazoa, Mollusca, Bivalvia, Venerida, Veneridae. The coding region runs from base 964 to 1887 and encodes 307 amino acids.